AACAACUGUCAAAAGCAAAUAGCGAGAGCCGAAGAAUCACAAUUUUGGUCAGUUUUCUCAAGUGAAGUGAAGUGUUCUCUGUGAAACCGGCGUUUCUUUUGCGAACUAAUUGUCAGCCUAUAACAACGUGUUUUUUAAAACUCUAAAUAAAAAGAUUUCUGUGACUCAAUUUCCCCUAAUCGAAUCGUUAUUUAUAUAAAAUGGCUGCAAUGUCAGUUAUAGGUAUUGAUUUCGGUAAUGAAUCUUGUUACAUUGCUGUAGCAAAAGCAGGUGGCAUUGAGACAAUAGCUAAUGAUUACAGUCUACGAGGUACUCCAUCAUGUGUGGCCUUUUCACCAAAGAACCGUAUAUUAGGUGUAGCUGCCAAAAACCAAAUGGUUACAAACAUGAAAAGCACUGUGUUUGGAUUCAAGAGACUGUUAGGAAGAAAGUUUUCUGACCCUUAUGUUCAGAAAGAAUUGAAACACUUCCCAUAUAAGGUUGAACCAAGGCCGGAUGGUGGAAUUGGCAUAAGGAUUAAUUAUUUAGGAGAAGAUAAUGUGUUCAGUCCCGAACAGAUAACUGCUAUGCUGUUCACAAAAUUGAAAGAGUCUGCUGCUAUUGCCUUACAAACACCAAUCAAUGACUGUGUUAUAUCUGUUCCUAGUUAUUUCACAAAUGCAGAGAGGAAUGCCCUGUUUGAUGCCGCUGCAAUUGCAGGACUCAACGUUUUGCGUCUUAUGAACGAAACCACUGCCACAGCCUUAGCAUACGGUAUCUAUAAACAAGAUUUGCCAGCUCCCGAAGAAAAAUCAAGAAAUGUUGUUUUUGUUGACUUCGGUCAUGCUUCCCUUCAGGUAGCUGCUUGUGCAUUUAAUAAGGGCAAGCUCCGUAUACUGGCCACCUCAUGCGAUGCAUCCUGUGGUGGUCGGGAUAUCGACACAGCCCUGGCUGAGUACUUCUGCCAAGAUUUUAUUACCAGAUACAAACUGGAUCCCAAGAAAAAUCAGAAGGCAUACCUUCGUCUGAUGCAAGAAGUUGAGAAAAUCAAAAAGCAAAUGUCUGCGAACAGCACCAAACUUCCUCUGAACAUUGAGUGCUUCAUGGAAGAGCGGGAUGUGACCGGAGAAAUGCAGAGGACGCAGAUGGAGCAAAUCUGUGCGGAGACAUUUAGCCGGGUUGAACGGACAUUGAAGAACAUACUUCAUAAUGCCAAAUUGCGGCCUGAAGAUAUCAGCUCUGUGGAGAUAGUCGGUGGCUCAACCAGAAUUCCAGCCGUCAAAGCACUCCUGGAACAAGUGUUUGGUAAAGUCCCAUCGACUACGCUUAAUCAGGACGAAGCGGUCGCCCGUGGUUGCGCCCUGCAGUGCGCGAUGCUAAGCCCCGCAGUGCGUGUACGCGAAUUCAACGUCACGGACGUUCAGCCGUACGCUGUUCGACUCGCCUGGGAUGCUGAUCGCGGCGAAGAUGGCGAUAUGGAGGUGUUCCCGGCUUUCCAUGCAGCGCCAUUUUCAAAAAUGCUGACCUUCUACAGAAGGGAACCAUUCUCUGUCAGUGCUUAUUACUCUGAUGAAAUUCCGUACCCUGACACCUUCAUUGGUCAAUGGCACAUCAAAGAUGUCCAACCGACCCCGGAGGGUGAAUCCCAAAAGGUGAAACUCAAAGUCCGAGUAAACAUUCACGGAAUCAUAACGGUCGCCUCUGCGUCUCUCGUCGAAAAGAAACCAGACGCCCAAGAGAAUGUGGAGAUGGAGAACUCCAAUGAGAAUGUCCAGGCGAGCGGACAGGAGCUCCCGAUGGACACCCAGGAGAAACAGGAAAAUGGAACCGAAGAGGUGAGAGAAGAGCAGAAACAAUCGUGGACACAGAGAGUAGGACAAUGGUUGAUUGGGGACAAGAAGGAUAAAAAGAAGGUCGUUGUGAAGACUAUCGAUUUGCCGAUUGAGGCUCGGACGCACGGCUUCACUCAGACGGAGUUGAACAACUAUUUGGAGCAAGAGGGAAAAAUGCAGGCUCAAGAUCGCCAAGAGAAGGAACGUGCGGACGCUCGUAACGCGCUCGAAGAGUACGUAUACGAACUAAGAGGAAAGGUUUCCGAAGGCGAUACGUUACACGACUUCAUCGCUGAAGAUUUGCGAUCGCGUUUGGUCGAGAAGUUGGAUGGACUUGAGCAGUGGUUGUACGACGAAGGCGAGGAUGAGAAGAGACAGGUAUACAGUGACAAAUUAGCGGAGCUCCGAACGGAGGGAGAGCCAAUCAAACAGAGGCGUCUGGAGUUCGAGCUUCGCCCCGGUGCCUUGGACGACUUCGCCCUUUCAAUUCAGCUCACGAACAAGGCUGUUGAUCAGUACAGAUCCGGUGAAGCCAGAUACGCUCACCUAACAGAAGCGGAGAUCGCCAAGGUGUGCGAGGCGAGCAAGAACGCCCUCAACUGGCUGGAAACCGCCAGACAGGCGCUGGCCCAUGCGCCUCUUCAUCAGGCACCGCCCUACACCACUCAUCAGAUUAGACAGGAGAGACAGACGUUGGAGAACAUCGUGAACCCGAUCCUCAGCAAGCCGAAGCCCAAGGAGAAGACUCCUCCCCCCGCGAGCAACACGGCGGGCGAUGGCCAAACGCCAGCCCCCGAACAGACCACUCAGGAGCAAAUGGACGUUGAUUGAGGGGUAUCAGCGAGGUACAAUUAACACUUAGUCUCCAAAUUUUAAGUUGCAAUAAAAUAUUUUUUAACUCCUGUAUUUGUAUAAUUUUAAUAUAAACAGUAUAAAAUGCUCUUAAAUUAUCUAAUACAGUAUAAUUUCAUUAUUGUGUAACUAAUGUUUUAAGGUGUCAUGAUUUUGUUUCGUUUCGUUUUAGUAAAGGGUGGUGAUUUUUAUUUAAAAAAAUUAUGUAUCUGUAUUGUCAAACUUUUACAAAGUGCAAUUUUAUCAGUAGAUGGCGCUGUUAUUAAUUUGUAAUAAACAGCGUUUCUUAACUAAUUAUAUCUUUUACGAGUGGUUAGAUUAUAGAAACCGGGUAAAUUUUUUUGUCUGCAGUAAAUUUUCUCAUCUCAUUUUAUUUAGCGCUGGACGCUUCGACAAAUGUCUUAGGAAUUCGAUAAUAACUCUUUUUUAAAAAUUAAAUUGCUGUAUGUUAGUUACACAGUAACACUUAUGUGAAACAACAGAAAUGUAUCUCUAAUUGUACCUCAAGGCUUAAAUUCCAAAACCUGUUUCAAAACGUAUAUAGAUUUUGAAACGGUUCCUGGAAUAUGGGCUUUAGUUGUUGGGUUUAGGCCGUAUUUAGUAUAAUCACCCAUAGGUAGGCCUAAAUUAAUAAAAAUGCUUUGCAACUCAAUUUUUGUUAAAUACAUUCAAGAUGUAUGUUCAAUUUGCAGCACGCUUUGGGUGCCCACAUAAUCUUUCAUGGAAAGGUACUUAGCCACUCCUAUGGGUGGAUUUCAUAUAGUUUGCGUUCGUUAAAAAGCACUAUUAAUAGCUACGAGUCGUAAAUAAUAUGUCACUGGCUUUCAAAAAACGAUCAGUGCUAUAAUUUAUCGAUUAAUAACUCCUUUGAAAGAGCUUGUCAAACGCCUUUCUAAAUCUACAACUAUUGAAUCUGAAGCUUGACAAUGCCUAUGACAUUGAAAAUGAGAGCUGUCACUGUCAUGUGACCUACAAGAAAUGUCAACGUGACAGUUGCCAAGUGAAAGGAUUUUGUUUAUUUUAUUUUUUAACUGAACGCAAACUUAGUUAAUAUUUUGGCUCACACGUAUUAUAUGUGCAUUUUCAUAGCAAGAUAGUAUUAUUAAAAUUUGUACAUUACAUGUACGAUUCAGUUUGUGAUAAUUCAUUGUAUUGUAUAAUGAAUUUUAUAAUUAGCAAAAUUGAGUAAUUAUGUGUGCCUAUAGAUAAUUUAAGUGUUCACUCGUUUCAUGGGCUCGUAGCAUACUUCUUAUAUUGCAGGACCUUACAUAUUGCAAAAUAAAUCUUAAUUAUAUAGAUUUAAGGUCCCAGAGAGCUCAUGAUACUAACAAAACAAUUCAUAAUAACAUUCCACCUUUGAAAUUGUCAUAUUGCUUGCUCGGAUUCAUUUCACCUCCCCCCGGCCUAUGUAUAAAGGAUUCAAUGUUACAACACCUGUGCAUUCUUAAAGCUUAGUAAAUAAAUUUAACAAUA
Messenger RNA from Pieris rapae (cabbage white), 4136 nucleotides. It is a transcript of the gene Hsc70Cb, whose product is annotated as heat shock 70 kDa protein 4. The transcript is spliced from 15 exons. Gene Ontology annotation, molecular function: ATP binding; ATP-dependent protein folding chaperone. The coding region runs from base 201 to 2642 and encodes 813 amino acids. Lineage: Eukaryota; Metazoa; Arthropoda; Insecta; Lepidoptera; Pieridae. Gene Ontology annotation, cellular component: cytosol; nucleus. Gene Ontology annotation, biological process: protein folding. The record is from RefSeq and is a predicted model, not a curated record.